GCAAACCUAUCUAACUUUUUUAAUCCUUUUCUUUCUUUUUUCUACAGCAUUGUCCAAGAUAUAACAGUUGGUACAAAGGUAGGCACUUCUCACUUUUUCUCUCUUUUUACACUGCUCAGCAUCUGACUUAGUUUUAGCCUCACCAAAUGUGGAUCUUCAGCUGUAAAGGGUUAUUUCUGGUACCAUGUAAAUUGGUAUUCACCAGAAGGUAAUUCAGUUUCAUGUGCAUUUAAAACUUAUAAUAUGGCUCAGCAUUUAGCUCUUGUCAUUUAGGCAUUGAUGAUCAACUUUAUUGCAUUUAGAAACAGCCCUUUCCCCUGCUAAAAUGUCAAGCCAUGCUUGUUACUUGUGUGCUAGACAGUGCUUCUCCAUGAAGAAACUGGUCCUUUUCCUUUGGAGACCUCCAUUUCCUUUGUUUGUGUGAAUUCCUGCUCAGUUAGAUGUAAAAAAAAAAAAAAAUCUUUGUGCCACAAAAGGGAGGGCUUAGCAGCUGAUUUUUAUCUCCUGUGAGUACAGUAAAUAUGACCUUUGCCCUCAGGUUUGGAAAGGGCAGCCUUAGCCCUAAACUCAAAGUGCUGACAGGAGGCUCCUUAUCGGCCGCGGGUGGCAACAGGCAUCACGUUCACGGGAUCGGCGCUGGUGCUGUGAAAACACCAAACUCGAAUGUGCAGGACCGGGUGGGCUGAAGGGUUAGGGUUCGAUUUGAAUGCUGUUACUCUGGGGUCAGGACUGCAGUGAACUCAACCCUGUGUGCGUGUGCUGGCCAUUGGUGGCCGAGUGGCACGUGGGGAGGCAGUGGCCAAGAACUGCCAGAGGCCGAGAGCCACGAGUGGCCACUCAGAAGGGCCAGGGAAGUGAUGGGAUGGGACUGAUGUGGAGCAGAGCUGGUGCACUGGGAGCACCAGCAGCCCUGCAGAGUGGAGUAGGAGCAUCACACAAAGUGUGGUUGGCCAGCAGAGCUUUGUGUUGGAAGUACAGAAUGAGUUGUGUUAAGCACAGACAGCCUGGCAGUGCUUUAGGGGUCUGAAGGGGCUCUAACAGCUGGGGGGGAAAGGUCAGUCCUACUUUUCCUCCUGUGGGAAUCUCAAAUUUGAAUUAAUGAUAGUGUCUGGCUUGGGUAGAAGUGCUGCAUGCUGCAAAGAGCUCAGUUUGCCAUCAGAUGCGAGGAGGAGAGAUUUGAGCCUGGACAAUAAGGUUGGUUAAUAGUUCAUAGCUAUUAUCAAAGGUGGACCAAGGCAUCCCUAGAGCAGUUUGAUGCAGUGUCUGCUGGGAAACUGGUUAAUGUCGGUUAAGGUCCCCUGGUUUUUAACAAUGUGUAAUUUGUAACUUUUGAAAGUGAUUCUACGUAACUAAACUUAACCAAGAAGCUUCUGAAACUAUAGUUGUAAACCUCAAUGAAGUUUGGAGUUUUGGGGUGUGAGAUUGCCAGCCUCAUUGCUCCUAUCUGUGGGGAUUCCAGACCCUGGUUCCAGUCAGAUGAGAUCAGGGACCAAUCCCCACUGAGUGCCUUCACCUCUGGCAUGGGACAGCACCGUACCCAUGGCUGUGCCAGUAGGACAGUAGGUAGAGAGUGGUGAGACUAAACUGUGCAUGGAACAUGAGGUUUCUUGUCAAGUCAGAUAAGGCAGGUUUAAAGACAGUUGAAUCUAAAUUUAAAGAGUGGCAGAGGCAAGCAGGAAAGCUGAAUCAUCUUGCUAAAGGUAAGCUUUCAACUGAUUUUUGCUGUAGCCACGUUACCUGAUUGUGUUCAAGUCAUUGAAUAUGCAGGUGUAGCUCUUGUAAUAGAAUUCCCUUCGUUAGUGCUUGGGUGUAUUGUGUCGUGGGUUUCUGUAGGUAAAUUGGAGUCUGUGUAUAUCUGAGAGCCAAGUGAAGCUUCUCCUGUGCUCCCAUCCCCUGCCUGGGUCAGCCACCUCAGACAGCUUCCCCUGCUCCUGGGAUCCAGCACAGACUCAGGUGUCCAUUCUGUUACCUGUGCUCACGAGAGUUUCCUGCCUGAACUACCAAAUCACACAUGGAGAUCUGAGCUGGAAAACUGGUUUUAAUCUGAGGUGUAAAUUUACUUGUUCCUGAUGUGUGUCUGCACAGAAGGUAGAAUUUGUUAGGGUGUUGGAAGAUGACAGUCCCCAAAAUCUGUCAGCUCUUGCCAUGCUCGGUGACAUGCUACUGAGCCCCCAGUAACCCUGUCUAUGAUCUGAUACUGUGACUGGAAUGUCCCAAAACUGGCUCAGACAAAUAGGAAAAGUGCCUGUGACUCAAACCACUGCUGAGCAACUAGUUACAGCAAACUCCCAGUGGCCUCUUGGUGUCUUUGUAAGUGCUGAGCUUAACUUGGAAGUUGAGGACUUUGUGAAAGUCAUUUUUUUUUCAGUUUGCUGACAUUAUUGCUUUAAAAGGCAGGCUCCUGGCAUAUUUUUGGGGUUUUUUCCUCACAUCCUUAAUUUACAUAUCAAGAGUAUUUAUACCCACUUAUUAAUUUUUCUGAGGUUUUAAUUAAAUUUAGUUUAUUUAACUUAAGAAGCCCCCAGGUGUUCUAGUGGCUUACUCUUCUGAGUAGUGUACUGCCCGAUGGUCUUGUUUUUAAUCAAGUGUAAUUGUAGUAGCCGUUCCAAGCUCCUCAUUUUAAAGUGUGUGAAUUUGUUUAGGAAGCUCAUUGCUGUUCUGGUGUGGGAGUUCCUGAUGCACAGCCUUUUGGAAUGUCCUGCAGAUCAGAAACACAUGAUCUAAGACUUAGUUCUUCCCAUAGUUUCACUGCUGUCUGAAAAGGAAGAGAGUAUGGCCCUAAGAUGGAGGUAUUUGAGCUCUGAGGUGUUCUUUGACCCUGCAGUUACCUCUUGCAAGUAGUCUGAUCAAUGUCUUACUCUUUUGUAUCUCCUUGCCCUUUGUUUAAUUUCCCUGCGUAUCACUGUUCCUUCACACUCUGAGCAGGACUAGAGAGAGGAUGAACUGUGACACGUCUCUGUUCUUUAAGUGAAAUUGCAUUUUGGUGAUUGGAAGAGUCUCAGAAUAGUUUAGGUGCUGAAUAAUACCAUAGUUUCUUGGCUAAGUCAAGCUCUGCUUGGAAGAUUUUCCUUCCAGAAACCAAAAGUGCAGUUGCGUGGCAUUUGAGAAGUUAAUUUUUAAAACAGGCUUUGCUGGAGUGUGAUACAGGCUGACUGCAUAGAAGUGAUUUGUGGUGAAGCCAGGAUCUUUGCCAUGGGAACAGUAAUUAUGGCUUCAGGCAGUGGGCCAAGAAUGUUGUGAGGAAAUUCCAGUCCCCUCCUAUGGCUUUAGUUAGAGGCUGCAACAAGCUGGCUCUUGUGGCCUCCCCACCAGGCAUGAGCACACAUGGGAACCACAUGUUGGUGGCAGGGGACAGGGAUGGCAGUGGAUGUUGGGCAGCCUCAUGUCACCUGGGUGUGCCAAACAGCUCCAUCUCACCUGAGAGUGCUGUAUGCUGCUUUGUGCACCUGGGUCUUCAAGUCAUCUAUCCGUUAAUAAAAUGGUUUUAGAAAUAUACUGGAUUUAAACCUCAGGCCUGCUUUGAUUUCAAUCUGUGAUGCUUUAAAAAAAAAAAGAGAAUAUUUAAUACAUCUGAACUCAUUCAACUGCACACUUUUAAGUUGUAAGGAUGGACUCUGGUCUCUGAUAUUUGCUUCAGGUACUGUCAGACUGGAAAACGCAGGUGUGCUGGUGCCACAUUUGUUGUCCAGCAAGAAGAGGAAGUGUUAUUUAAUUACACAUUCCCCAUGACCCUGGACAACUCUUUCAAGCUUCCUAUGAGAAAACAUUGAACGCUGUGUUCAGCUGAGCAGUGUUUGAGCUAUCCCAUUUGUGGUGCUGUCUCUGCACAGCCACAGUCCAGGUGCAGUUGUGCUGCCUGGAGAGUUGCUGCUAAGCCCUUGUGUUCAACUGGCCCCCUGACAGGUGGGGCAGAAGUGAGUUCUGUGUUCCUGGAGUGACUCACCCAGCACUAUUUCUCCCUGAUAGGAUUUCUGUUGAGCUUUGCCAAGGCCUCUCUGCUCCAUGGCAAUGACUUGAAAAUUCAAGGUUGAGGAGUAGUUAAGUUUCAGCUUGGGAGCAGUGGAUCGUAAAGCCUGGGCGUGUGCUGCCCUACCGAGCCAGCAUGACUGCAUUGCUGCAGCACUUGGAGUUUAGGAAUUUUGGGCUAUUUAAACUGGCCACACCUUCUAUUUGCUCAAAGGGCAGGUUUGUUUCAAAGGGUGUCUCCAUAGUAGCAAAGACGGAGAAAGAAAGUUAGGAGGGGGUGAUGGAUGGUUGGGUUGAAGAUCCUGCUUUGCUGUGAGGCUGGUGUGUGCUUGAGCUCUGAUACAGCUCACUGCCAAAGCACACGGGGUGAGCAGGUGCAGCAUUAGAGGGUCUGGUGGCUUUUAGGAACUCCAGGGCCUGUCUGCAGCCUCUAGAAACAGUGCUGGCACUUGCAGCAGUACUGUGGGAGGAAACUGCUGUGCUCUGACCAUCUCACCCGGCUUCAAAGGGGCCGGGAGUGUGUGUGUGUGUGCCCAGUGUGCCAUUGGGGAUCCCAUGGGGAGCUUUCCAUUGGCUACUUUGUAGGGAUAUCAGCCUCAAUCUUGUCCAGGCAAGAGGGAGGCUGCAAGUUUUAAAAGCCUGAAGUGGCAGGUGACUGGUGUUGACUGAGCAGAGCGUGGGUUGAAAAUAAGUGUCCCCUGUGCCUGCCAGAUAGGCUGAUGCCUCUGCCACAAAUCCACUGUGCCCAUGGAAUAUGUUGACUGCCGGGUUGGACUUAAUCAAAUUAAUGGUAUUUGUGUUCUUGUAUUUGAAUUGGUACAUCAGCCAUGAGCAAUUCGAUGAACUAAAUUGAUCCCAUCUGCUUUGGUUCUGAUCAAAUGAUAAAUUUGCAUUAAAAAAUUAUAAAAUGAUGCAUGAUAAAAGUGCACGAGUGACAUCAAAGUGAGAGCAGUGUCACACUGUGAAAUCUUGAAGUUGCUUUGUGUUGGCCUAAACUUCCCAGUUUCCUGGAGACUAUUGGGAAUGCAGGUGUCUAUGUGUUCUUCAGAAGUGUUUCACAAAAAAAGUUGACUCAUGGUUUGUUUGUGACCCAAAUUGGAAUGUUUUUCACACUACUUUAAGUGACUAAAGAGUGCUGGAGGCAGGAGAGGGGAAUAGAGGGGAAACAUAAGUGAGCUGUGCUGGACGUGAGUCUUUGGUAGAAGGCAAGGAAAACUGGCAUCCUUCCUAGUAGUUUAAAUUUAGUUCCAUUCUUGAAUCUCGAAUCUCUCAGCAAAAAAUGUUGGAAUGUAACAUGAGUGUGAUGAUGAUGAUGUCAUCAGACUGGAUUUCUCUUAAUAGUUUCUUCACAGAGAUUUGAGCUGUGAACUGAAGGAUCAGAGCAUUCCUGCAUCCCUCUGGGACUGACCUUGGACAGCCCCUGAUGAGCCACUUGCUCCUCCUGUGCUCAGAGGCAUUUUCUUGCCUCUUUGAUCAGAGUAGAAGGUUUUUGUGAUCUCAGUGGUCUGAGUAAAUUUUUUUAAAAAAUACUACAGUGGUCUUUUAUUGAUUCUACAAUAUUUUUCCAAAUGUAGGGAAAAUGAAGAGCAGCGAUGCUCAUGUGCUCUGGCUUCUUGCAGGACAGAUUUCCUUUGAUUUCUUUUCGGUGGGGGUUUCCAGGUGCUGCUGUUCCCUUUUUUGCUUUCUGUGUCUGUUAGCUGGUGGCCUGCUUGCCUCCAAAAUCCACCUUUUCCCUCUCAAAAGUACUGCUAUCUCAAGUCUGUCAGAGCAGUGUAAGGUGCUCCACAUCCAGAGACAGUCCUGCUGUUCUAUAGGGUUUCCUCUCAUGCAGAGAAACAGCUUUUUGUAGAUCUUGAGCUUGACCAGCCUAUGAUUUCUGGCCUUUUUGGUCAUUGUCCCUUUCCUUCCCACGUGCUCUUUUUGCCUUUGCUUUAAUUGUGCUUUCUGCCUGAAAGUUGAUUAAUAGCAUGUGUUUGACUUGAAAUGAAUAUUUUUAUGGUGGUUUAGUUUGUGUUUGUUUCUAGCCUUUUGCACAGGCAGGAUGCAGUUGACUUAAUGUAAUCCAUUUAAUGUAAGUGCUGGAUCUUAAGUAGAUAAAGGAUUAUAUAGGGCAGCUGGGAAUUUCUGUAGCACUUCUAGGUGUGCUCAUAGAAGCUGAGACAAUCUCUGGCCUCAUUCCAAAGUAUUGUAAGCCAGGUAAAAUCCUGGCAGUGAGGCAGUAUAUAGUGUGUGUGAAUGAGCUGUUGCUUUUUAAGCUGUGAAAGCCUGAGCAGACUAAAAAUUCUUGAUUUUGUGUUAAAACUUUAAAGCAAGGCAAAGCUUAGAGUUUGGGGUGUGGUCAAAAAUAGAACUGGGGGAAAUAUGAAAUGUUAAGCUGUACCUUGCAGCAGCCUGCCUCUCCCUAAGUCUGAAAAGAAAAUGAGGGAAUUGUUGGCAGCAGUGCUGCCUGGAGCACGGUGUGUGAUUAAAUUAGUGCAGCUUGGGCAAGGGGCCUUCUGUAGCCAGGAGCAUCAGGCCAGAGGAGGCUGCUGGCAUGGAAACCCAUCCCAGCGGGGUUUCCCUGGUGCCAGUGUGCUGCUGGCUGGGGAUUUGGGUGGUGGAAACAGCCCUACUCUGCUCUAGGUAGGAUCUGGCUGUGUAACUCCAGAAGUAGUGGUUGUUUACAGUCAUCAGGAAGAGGAGAUUUGUUAGUUCAAAUGAGGAAUUUGAUGUGCUGUGAGCGCACUGUGGCUUCUGUUAAUCUUGUCAUAAAAAUACCAGCUGUGAAAGAAUGGCUGAGCAGAAAUGUCAGUGUAAUUAAAGCCUCUGUGUGCAGGGAUGGGAGCUGGAGGUUGGAGAAUUGUGUCUUGAAGUGCAGCUGGGCCUCCCUGAACUACUCAGAAAGUGCAACAGGGAGAGAAGCAGUGCUGUGGAUGGAUAUGGGUGAGCACCGAGCACCCCCACAGCCCUUGGCUGGUUUGUUCCAUUUUAAACCUAAAUUAAAUUAUAUGAAACUUCAGAAUCAGUAACUUUUCUACUGUCUUUCCCAUUAUAAUUCAAAAUACCCAGUGGGUGCAUUGUUGGUGAGAAACUCUUCUAAACCUGUUCAACCAACCAGGCUCGCUUUGGUUCCUCUGCCUCUACUGAAUUGGGUACUUGGUAUGAAACAUUUGAAUUUAUACCAUGGUUUUAAAGAAACUCUUUAGUGUUUCUAACAUAUUCAGAAAGAAAAGACAGAAAAGAGUCUGGAAAGAUCCCUGGAGUGUAAGGGCAGAGAGCUGAUGGAGGCUGCUGAAUGCUCAUUACUGUGGGUAUGAUCAUAGAGAACUGGGUUUCAGUUUGCCUCGAGUUUAGUCGUUCCAAAAAAGCAACUAUUUCCCGUGGUUAUCUGAUAUCAGCUCUAACAGGAACAGAGGUAGAGCAGGUGAAAAGUUAUGGUUCAUGCAGCCUCCUUGUGCUGGGCACUAGCCUGUGCAGCAUGGGCCUGGCAGCACGGGCUGACUGCUGAGGGUCUUUGGGGCGCUGGGUCUGCUCCUCUCACACUUCAGCAGCCACUCCUGCACUGGGUGAUGUGACAAAUGACUUCAGUGUGACUGCAUAGUACUGCAUGAACCGUCUGUAAACUUCCUUCUGUAGAGAAAAGGCUUUGGAAUAACUGCCCUUUUCCAACCAUGGCAGUCUUCCCUCCUCGUUUGCAUGUACUUCCAGCUGAGAAGCUUACAAAUUGACUGCUGCUGCUUUUGAUGUUGAACAAUCAUCCCCCCUCUGCCUCCCGGCUCGGCUCUGGUCGCAGUGGGCAGCACAGGCUGUCUCCAAGAUAAGAGGGGAGUGGAUUGGAAAUUGCUCUCCUUAAAGAGACAUGGAUGUGUGGAGCACAGCUGCAGUGACAUCCUUGUCAUCCUUGCCUGUGAGGAAGUUCUCAAAUAUGCAAGAAAAUGUUUAUUUUAAACAAGCCAUUAGGAAAGCUAAAUUCUUUCCAUAAUGGUAUAAAUGCUUGUUUUUCCAGUUUAUGGUUUCCUAGUGUUGCCUCCAUGAGAGCCAAAUACGUGGCUCAUUUUCCCAACGUUUCCAUGAUGGAUUGCAGGAGCUGCCCACUAUGUUUGCACAUACACACCAAUUUGUACUGGAAGAGCUGGAGUUCAGGAUGUGCAAAAUCCUACAAGUUAAUAUUUAAAAAGACGUUUUAAAACAUUCAAGUCCCGCUAAGGCCUGAUGCAAUGACAUUCAUGAAGCCAGAAACACCUGAUUAUGUGGGUAGGGCUGUGCUUUGGUGAGUGGUUCUUGUCAAUAGCUGCCAGGUGUAUCCCAGGCCAUGGCACAGAAAGCCAUACCUGGAGUGGCAGCAGCAGUGGAGGCACAAGACCUUAGAGCAGACCAGAGGAUUUUUUCUAGCCUUGGAAUUAUGCCUUAAUUUGAGUCAUCAAAGGAUGGGAUCACAGUUAAUAGCCUCCCAGCCCAGCUUGCCUCUUGCUGCACUCAGGAAUCGAAGUGCUAAUUAGAACAGCUGUUAAAAAGCCCAUUCCUAAUGACUGUACCAUGUGAGGAGGAGGAGGAGGCCGAGGCCAGAGCCUUGGCUGGGAGCUGGUCAGCGUUUGCAGGUGACCAGCAGCAGCUCAUGAACUGCAGUUUGGAACCUGGCCUAAUUCUCAUCUUCGGGACAUCAAAGUCCUUGAAGCCUCUUUGAAGAGCUGGCAGUGAGUAGUCAAACGAGAAAUUCAAGAUUGGAGGGGGAAAGAAAAAAAGCUAAACCGUGUGUCUGUAGCUGGGUGUUCUGGGGCUCUCGGUGACCUACUUUCCCAGCCUGUCUGCUGGGGGGAGUGCACAGAGCUUUUGUUGUUGCACGGCUCCUGUUUCUGCAGGUGCCACCAGAUACAGGGUGUGUGGAAGAUAAGGGUUUCUGGUGCCAAAGUGUAGAGUGGGAUACGUUUCCAUUGAGGUGGGUGGGAGCUUCCAAUGCAGAGAUGAGCUCUGAGGUUUUUCUUUAUUGAUGAAAGCCUUUUAGUGUGGCACCUCUGUGGAAGAGUAAUGUCAAGAAUGAUGAGAAAGUGCUCCUGGGUGUUAGGUCUGUGGUAUCAUGUUUUUUCACAGUUUAUAAUGGAAUUUGAAGUCUUCCAUAUAAUUUCCUUGAAAUUAAGCCAUGCUGAUUGUAAGAUGUGUAUGCAGGUAUAGAUAUGCUAAGGAGUCAUUCAUAGGCAUGUUUGCUUUUGUCUUAGUUUUUUUUGUACCUACUAUUUGAGUUAGACCAGUCCUGGUCGGUUGAGGUGAUUUAGGUGACUUUACAGGAAAUGCUGUAUCAGAAGAUACCUUCUACCAGAUCAGGGUGCUCCAAGCCCUGUCCAGCCUGGCCAUGAGCACUCCAGGAAUGGGGCACAAAAUGCACAACUUUGAUUCAUAUAACUGCCAAGUCGUUCCCAAACAGUUUUGGCAGCUUCAGAAUGAAAAUUCUGUGGGAUGGGAGUAGUCAGAAACCUGUUUAGCCACGUAUGACAGGAGAAGGUGCCUAUUGGUUCACAGCACUGCGUGUAGUGGCUUCACACAACUCAGCAACACUCCAGCCCUGAGAUCCCAAAUGCUGAGCUGAAAAGAGAUACUGGAUAGUGCUGCUCUAUUACCAAACUGGAUCUGACUGAUAUUUAAUUCAUGGAGCGGGCAGCUGAGGAGCUUUUCUCUCCUUGUGUUACUACUAACGGACCCUUUAUCAUGAGCAGCAACUCUCCUUCUGCAGCUAAUGGAAACGACAGCAAAAAGUUCAAAGGUGAUAACAGAAGUGCUGGCAUCCCAUCCCGAGUAAUCCACAUCCGCAAGCUCCCCAGUGACGUCACGGAGGCAGAGGUCAUUUCUUUGGGCUUACCCUUUGGCAAGGUCACCAAUCUUCUGAUGUUGAAAGGAAAAAACCAGGCCUUCAUAGAGAUGAACACGGAGGAGACAGCCAACACCAUGGUGAACUACUACACCACAGUCACUCCAGUGCUCCGGAGCCAGCCCAUCUACAUCCAGUUCUCCAACCACAAGGAGCUGAAGACAGACAGCUCUCCAAACCAAGCACGUGCCCAAGCAGCUCUGCAAGCUGUGACCCAGGUGCAGGCCGGGGCUGUGGCGCUGGCCGCCACGGCUGCGGCCGUCGAUGCAGGGAUGGCGAUGGCUGGCCAGAGCCCUGUCCUGAGGAUCAUUGUGGAGAAUCUCUUCUACCCUGUCACUCUAGAUGUUCUGCACCAGAUCUUUUCCAAAUUUGGUGCAGUUUUGAAAAUCAUUACGUUCACGAAGAACCACCAGUUUCAGGCCCUGUUGCAAUAUGGUGACCCCAUGAGUGCUCAGCAUGCCAAACUGUCUCUGGAUGGACAGAACAUCUACAACGCCUGCUGCACGCUGCGCAUCGACUUCUCCAAGCUCACAAGUCUCAAUGUAAAGUACAAUAACGACAAGAGCAGAGACUACACCCGCCCAGACCUGCCCUCUGGGGACAGCCAGCCCACCCUGGACCAGACCAUGGCAGCUGCUUUCGGUGCCCCAGGAAUAAUCUCUCCUCCAUAUGCUGGAGCUGGCUUUCCUCCUACUUUUGCCAUUCCUCAGGCUACAGGCCUGACAGUUCCAAGUGUUCCUGGAGCACUAGCUCCUCUGGCUAUUCCAGCAGCAGCUGCGGCGGCUGCAGCAGGACGGAUUGCCAUUCCCGGCCUGUCUGGGACAGGGCACUCCGUGCUGCUGGUUAGCAAUCUGAUCCCAGAGAGAGUUACACCCCAAUGCCUCUUUAUUCUUUUCGGAGUCUAUGGUGAUGUGCAGAGGGUGAAGAUUUUAUUUAAUAAGAAAGAUAAUGCCCUGGUUCAGAUGGCCGAUGGGAAUCAGGCCCAGCUUGCCAUGAGCCACUUGAAUGGGCAGAAGCUCCAUGGGAAGCCGAUCCGUAUCACGCUGUCCAAGCACCAGACAGUGCAGCUGCCCCGUGAGAACCAGGAGGACCAUGGCCUGACCAAGGACUACGGGACUUCUCCUCUACAUCGUUUCAAGAAACCAGGCUCCAAAAAUUUCCAAAACAUCUUUCCCCCUUCUGCCACUCUUCAUCUGUCCAAUAUUCCACCUUCAGUAACUGAAGAAGACCUUAAGUUGUUAUUUUCAAGCAAUGGUGGGAUAGUCAAAGGAUUCAAAUUCUUCCAGAAGGACCGUAAAAUGGCUCUGAUCCAGAUGAGCUCUGUGGAAGAAGCCAUUCAGUCCCUCAUUGACCUCCACAAUCAUGACCUGGGGGAGAACCAUCACCUUCGUGUUUCCUUUUCCAAGUCCACCAUUUAGAGCUUGGGGAGGCCUGUGUUAAAAUGGACUUGACUUAAAACCUCUGGGGUUCAGCCUUGACCUUAAAAGGCUGGACACCAGGGUUUCAACUUCCAUCAUUCCAGAAAAAAAAAAAAAGCCACUUUAAAAAUGCAGCUGAAGUGACCUUAAAAGAUCAGAGAUUUUAUUUUUUUAAAGAGAAAUCAGUUUACCGGUUUUUAAAAAAAAAAAGAAAAUUAAUUCCUCUUGCUAACCUUGCGGUGAUGGGUAACAAUCUUGACUGUUCCAAUAAAAAUCACAAGUUCAAGUUUACACUAUGGAACCUGCUCUGGGAAAUUCCCCUCCCCUCCUGCUCCUUCUCCCCAAAAAAGCAGAUCCCAACAAGUUUUAUCAGGUUUCACAUUGAUGCCUUUUUUAAUUUCCUUACCCAUCCAUGCCUUGAAAGACCUAAAACCACUGUGUGAAUUCACUGUAGCGCCUUGGAGUCAGGAUUGUGGUGACCAGGAGCUCCCAACCCGCCCAGCACAACACUCGGUUGCAUUGAUCCCACCUUAGCUGUGCACCUGCUAUCCUGUGCCUUAAACCUUCUACUUCUUUGGGGAAAACAUCCGAGCUGCAGGGAGGGGAUGGGCAGAGCUGGGGGCGGGGAGCGGCUCUGGCUGACGAUCAGCCGGGGGAGUUGGCAAAGUGGAUAAAUGAAAUUUUGGGCUGUGACUCGGGCCAGUUUUUCCUUGCUGCCCCGUGUGUGUCUCGAUCUCCACGUGUGCCCUGUGCCACUUCCCAGUCUGCUCGUGGGUCAUUGCCACCUGCAAACUCAGGUGGGAGUUACCUGAGAGCCUUUGUGGCUGAGCAAAGGUCUGGGUGGGGGAGUGUUCCCAAGGCCAAAUCACAUUCCAGUGUCAGGAGCGAGCCCGCAGGCUCUGCCCUCACAGAGCAUUGGCGAGGGACAAAAGAGCCUCUGUGGGACACUUGUGAAGAUGAAUCAGAGUUUGUUGAAUUUGUGUGUGUAUAUACCUAAAUGCUUGGCUAGGAUUUGGAGAAUCCUUGGAUACCCCACAAUUAGAAAGGUGCCUGCGAGAGGUACCUUUGUGCCCCUAAUUGGAGAUUAACGAGGCUGCUGUAGCUCCGCCGUCGUUCUUAGAGCAUGUCUUCAGCAUUUGAGCUUUUAUUUGAAUCCUUGUAUUAUACUUUGAUGCUGUUGCUGUCCUCUGUGCCUAGCAAUAUUUCCAGUUGACCAAAUAUUCUAAUCUCUUUAUAUGCAAAAGAAAUAGUUUUAAGUACCUUUUAUAGAAUGAUAAGAUGGUAUAAACGUAAUCUAAAUUUACUCCUUUGUGGUAUUACCCAUGUAUACUGUACUUUAUUUUCUUUGUUUUGUAAUUGAAGCUGUAGGGCAGGAGUAGUUUCCAGGCUGAGGUCGUGGCUGAGGAUGAGCAGAGCUGAGGGUGUGAGAGAAUGAGCACAAACAGCUCGGAAAUGGAAGGAAAAGGACCCAGGCUAAAGAUUUUUUUACCUUUUGAAUCUAUAAGCCCAGAUGUUGUUCUAGGAAGGGAAUUUAUUAAAAGUAGAAUGCAGCAGAUCAGUUUUUCCCAAUGAUACAAGCAUUUUUAUUUUUAUUUUUUUUCUGGCUUACAACUCUUUCCCGGGCCAUUCUGCCUUCUAUUCCGUGUGAUCCGAUGUUGCCUUACAUUUCCCUCUAACCUGCAACCUGUUCGGAUGCAAAAUAACAAGAAUCUUGUACUUUUUUUCAGGGUUUUUCUGCAAAUUGUGGACCAAAGUUUGUUUUUUAAUUGUCUUAGUGUUGCAAGUUCUGAUUUCCUUGCUUGGUGUGGGAGCUCUUGACUUGCCUAGCACUGAGUGUUUGGAAAAGUCUUAACUUUCUGUAGUUCCUCCCUGGACUCUCAAGGAUAUGAAUUAUGCUGGAGAAGCAUGUGAGGUCCGAGUGAGGGUCCGGCUGGGGCUGUGGCGUGCUGGGUACCCCUGAGGGAGGGCAAGACCCCUGGUGCCAGCAUCACCUCAGCUGCUUUUGGGUACCUCUAAAUCUGGGUGAGCUGUGCUGGAGCCAGGGAUCUGCCCCUGCAAAGUUUCUGCCAGCAAUCCUGCAGGAGGGCACAGCUGGGGAGGGAUAUCUGUGAUUGUGGUUGUUGGCUCAUCCCCUUCCCAGUGAAACACCUGCUCCUCCCACAGGGGACCCAUCCUGCCCAGCACAGCAGCACUGGGGUAACUGGUCAGUGCCCCCAAUCACCCUCCACAGCACUGGGGAGGCUCCCGGGGCCGGGCCCCGGCCGGGACACUUCGGGUGUCCCGUGCAAAUCACAGAUGGAUUUGGGGUAACCAGGGCCCCCCAGCACAGCAGGUGCUCCCUUCGGAUCCUGUGUUUGCAUGUAAAGAAUGUGAGUAACUAAGGGUGUAUAUAUUUAUAAUUUUUUUAUACCUGUUGUAAGACAUGAGGGGCAGCAAAACCCAGUUUUUUAUGGUGACCAGAUGUAUUGUAUAUUUUGAUAACAGCAAUUCCAGGUUCAGUAUUGUGGAAGGUGGGUGGGGAGGGGAAGUGUACACACCAUCAGAAUUCCAUUGCCUCUUUCAAAGAAUGUUUGUAAUGCAAAAAGAAAUGAAAUUAAAACUAUUUUAUAACAACCUUUGUACCUUUCUGUAGCUCCAUUAUUUCCUGUUGAGAUUGUAGAAGCAGUUGGUGCCCAGUCUGUACUUGUGCUUUCAAUAAAUUCUUCUGUAUCCUUCA
Sturnus vulgaris (Common starling) is the source of this 13939-nucleotide messenger RNA. The record is from RefSeq and is a predicted model, not a curated record. Lineage: Eukaryota; Metazoa; Chordata; Aves; Passeriformes; Sturnidae.